This is a messenger RNA of Ruditapes philippinarum (Manila clam), 1422 nucleotides long. RefSeq lists its product as uncharacterized. The record is from RefSeq and is a predicted model, not a curated record. Gene Ontology annotation, molecular function: catalytic activity. NCBI's taxonomy places the organism in Eukaryota, Metazoa, Mollusca, Bivalvia, Venerida, Veneridae. The transcript has a single exon. The coding region runs from base 1 to 1422 and encodes 473 amino acids.
AUGGUAACAUCAACAAACCCAGAUAUUAUAAUUGGAACCGAGUCUUGGUUAAAACCUAAACAUUUUGAUAAUGAAAUCUUUCAUCCAGACCUAGGUUACACCCCCUACAGAAGAGAUAGGAAGAAGCAGGCUGGGGGAGGAGUAUUUAUUGCUGUUAAAAACUGCAUUAUAGCACAAGAAGCUACCAACCUCCAAACUGAUUGUGAAAAUAUAUGGGUCAAAAUAGAAAUGCAAGGUUCCAAACCACUGCUUGUAGGUUCUUACUACAAACCUAAAGAAAAUGACCCCUAUAGCCUGGAUGAGUUCAAUAAAUCUCUAUCCAUGGCUACAAAGUCAAAUGCAACAGUAUGGGUAGGCGGGGACUUCAACAUGCCAAAACUUGAUUGGUCAAAUAUUACUCCAACCUCAGACUGCAAACUUCAGUCACACUAUAGAGAUUUUAUUAACAUUCUUUUUGAUAAUAACCUUACUCAAGUAGUCAAAGACCCAACCCGAGAAAACCAUAUCUUAGAUCUGUUCCUGACAAAUAACCCCUCCAUUGUUAACAGAGCCAACGUAAUCCCAGGUAUCAGUGAUCACGAUGCUGUCCUGGUCGACACAAAUACCUCCGCCCGCAUAAAGCUCCAAAAACCACGUAAGAUCCACUUAUAUAAUAAGGCAGACUGGGACGGUCUUAGGUUACAUAUGUCCAACCUUCAUGAUUCUCUUACCAGGUCAAAAAGUUAUUCCAACAAAUCAGUGGAAGAGUUAUGGCAAACAAUAUCCAGCUCAAUUGAGGAAGGGGUCAAUACUUUCAUCCCAUCAAAAUGGUCAUCCUCCAAAAAUAAACUCCCCUGGAUCAAGGUUAACCUCAAACGUUUAUACAGGAAAAGGGACAAAGCCUACAAGCAGUACAAGAGCCAUAACUCAAAUAAAUCUAGAGAAAAAUAUCUCAGUAUUAAACAUCUCUGCAGAAAAGAAACUAAGUUAGCCUAUCAAAAUUACUUAGAAGAUAUACUAAACAUUAACAACAACAUCUCUCAAGAACAUGAACAAACACAAACCAGACCAAACACCAAAAAGCUAUAUUCACUAUUAAAACAUUCAAAACAAGAUUCUUUUGGCAUUGACUCACUGAAAAAACACAAUAAACUGUAUACAUCAGAUCAAGACAAGGCAACAGUACUAAAUGAACAAUUUCAAUCAGUUUUCACUUCUAAAUCCCCUGUUUCUCUUAAAUUCCUUGCUGAUAUGAAGGUACAGGAUCAGGCAGAUACAGGUAGAGAGGUUUCCCACACAUCAUUUAGCCCACAUAACCUCAUGUGUGAUAUUGAUAUCUCUGUAAAAGGUGUUGAGAAGCUUUUAAAAAACCUCAACCCCAUAAGGCUGCAGGACCUGAUCAAAUUAGACGCAUUGUGCUCAAAAAUACCAGUAAAGAAUUAG